AUUAGAAUAAGUCUGUAUAAUCUAAUUCUGCCCACUCACAUUGGCAAAAUAUUCAUUGCCCAAUAUUAGAGGGUAACAAUUAGAAAACUUGAUAUAGUACUACAUUACUAGCUAGCUGUCAGGUAUUUUGAAAGUAAUUCCCGCCUCUCCCGGUAUCAAAUGGUUCGCCCCUUACAAGAUGGCUGCGUCCAGUAAACGCAUGUUGUCCACGCUGUUGUCAGAUUUGAAUGACACAGCGUCUUCCAAAAGACCAAUAGCACACACUGUCGCAAUUUUUGAUGCUCACCAGACACUGAGAACACAACCUUCAAGUCUUGCUGAUUUCAUCGGUUUUAUACAUACAUCUUUGCAUUCAUCUGAAUCAAGAUUAGCUGGAAUAGGAUUACUACAUACAUUGGUUUCUCAGUGUACUACAGCAGUUUUCACACAGCAUUGUAGCACAUGGAUCAGACUCUUGUUAAAUGGACUACAGUCACAUGAUCCACCGGACAUCAUUCAAUCUGCAGCUGAAGUAUUGUCUGAAAUACUGGAGUAUGUUGCCGGAGUGUCUGAGUUAUCCAGAGAGAUUGCAUCCUGUCAUAUCGGUAAUAUAAUUACAUGGGUUAUAUCUUCAAAACCACUGAAUUAUUUGGCAGCUGUACAAGUUCUCAAAUCGUGUUUCCAGUACUUUCCUGCGCCAUGUGGACCAUUCAAGUCAAAAGCGGAAAAAUUUCUGUUACACAUCUUUCAGGAAACCCAUCAUCCUAGUAUCUUAAAGGCCUCUUGUCAAGUAUUUGCAUUAUUACCUGGACUGGGUGGUGCUGGUUCUAAUGGAAUAAAGCACACAGAAUCAUGGAUCACACAAUGUAAUAAUAUCAUAGGGACAUUGCAUAAUAUACUAUCACAACUUUAUCAAGAUAUUGAAACAGGGAUAGAAAUGUACAAUGUCCCUGAGACAUCAGUACCAUUAGGAGAGGUGCUAGAUAUUGAACCACAGCGUACAUUUCUACUAGCAAGUCAAUUUCAGAUAAUGACAAUGUGUCUCAAGUACCAGAUAAGUCAGAGUUUUUCGUCAGUUGUACAGAUGCCGGUAGAAUCUAUUUUGUCUAUCGUAUGUAGAACAUUAUCAAUUAAUUGUAAAAUACUGGCAAACAAAACUACUACAGAGUUUGUGUUACUGUCAGGACUUCUUCCUUCAUUACACAUUGAUGCAUUCAAUGUAUUAGAAUCUCAUAUCAAAUGUUGCAGUAGUCAUUUGAUAGUGCAUGGACUGGUCAUCAAUAAAGCCAUACUCCAGACAUUGAGCUGGACUAAUGCAGAACAGCCAUGUUAUGGGCAACAACACCCAUAUAGCUCAUUAAGGUCUUUUUGUUAUGAUGUCUUAACAACAUGGCUGUCAACUGUUGGUGCAGCAUCCGGUAUUGAUGUCCAUGCUGACAAGUUGAUAGAAUUCAUCCUGCAAGAUAUUCAACUGCAUCAAGAUGAUACCAAGCUUGAAGUUGCAAAUAUUACAGAAAGCAGAAAGAAGAAAAAGAAAAAGAAAACUAGUUUUGAAAUAUCAGGGCAGAUAGUAGGACAGCAAAAAAUAUAUCAGUUGGCAAAUAGUGAAGUUACUCUUGCAGCUCUCAAAGGUUUGACAGUGUUGAUUCAAGUCAAAGGAACAUCACUUAAACCCACAUUACAUAGGGAUAUCCACACUGCUAUAGUGCCCCUAUUACUUGAUAUCCAACAGAAUAUGCACAAACUACCAAUACCAUAUUCAUGUGCUAAAUGUCGUCAACAGCUCUAUCGUGUAAUAUUAUCCUGUAUGCUUUCACCUCAUCCAAGAUGGCCACCUCCGCUGCACUAUGCAAUCAGAGUGUUCAGUUGUGGACUACAAGAUCCAAAUAUCGAGGUUUCUAGUUUUUGUCGAGAAGCCCAGUUGGUCUGUAAUUCUAUCAUUCAUCCACGUGUACCAAGUUUGUGCUUGCCACUAACACUUGCGGAUUUACCACCAGUGCAGAGUGAUACAACAAGUAACCAGGUCCAUAAAAAUACAGAACAGGUUGUGCCAAGCAUGGUAACUUUAUCAGCUAUGGGAGAUAUGCCAGGAAAGAAAGGCGAGGGUGAUCCUGAACCUCUACUGGUCCAUGAGGAUGUUACUCAUGCAGAAGUGCAGAAUGAAUAUCAGAAGACAGAAGAAGCGAGUCUUGUUACUAUGGCAAUAGAAGCUGAAGCAAGUGAUGAUGACAAGGAAGAUAAAGACGUGAAAGAUGAAGACAGUUCGAAUUGUGAGGAGGAGGAGGAAGAAGUGGAAGAGAAUACAAACAAAGCGACAAAAAGAAAACACAAUGCAGAAGAAUAUGUGAAAGAUGAACCAGACGCCAAAAAAGUAAUGGAUAGCUAUAAAAUUCCUGCCAUUUCUUGUGAAAAAGAAGAGCUGCAUAUGGAAGAUGAAAAGGAUGGAUCUGAUACAGAAGCAAUGUUAGCAACCUUUGUAGAUGCAUCUCCUGACUCUGAGUAGAUGAAAAUGUCAGAAAACUAAAUGGAAUCAGUUACUUGAAUAAAAGGAAAUAAAUGUUGGCAAAUUCUCA
Saccoglossus kowalevskii is the source of this 2552-nucleotide messenger RNA. RefSeq names its product proline-, glutamic acid- and leucine-rich protein 1-like. NCBI's taxonomy places the organism in Eukaryota, Metazoa, Hemichordata, Enteropneusta, Harrimaniidae. Gene Ontology annotation, cellular component: nucleus. The record is from RefSeq and is a predicted model, not a curated record. Gene Ontology annotation, biological process: rRNA processing.